AGAGGAUCCCUUUCUUAUGUGCAGAUCUCUGGCAAGAAAGACCCUCCGAUCAGCUCUUCCAAGAAUAAGUUAAAAACACUCAGCUGGCAAGAACGGCGAAAACUUGAAAGAGAAAGAAAACAGAAAGAAGAGGAUGAGCAAACAUUGGCAAAAGUGGAAGCUCCAAUACCACAAUCCAACAUUGGGUUUAAGCUGCUCAAACAAAUGGGUUAUACGCCCGGUGCUGCCCUUGGCAAAGAGGGUUUGGGUAGGGCUGAGCCAGUGGGGAUUGAGAUUCGACGAUCGCGAGCUGGUAUUGGCCUAGAUGAUCCUCACAAGGAGAAGAGGAAAAAGGAGGAAAUCAUCGCUGAGAGAAAAAGGAGGAAAGAGGAGGAUCUAAUGCAAGACUUUGGGUUGAGACAGAAGUCGCGAUGGCAGAGUAAGAGAGUUGUAGCCAAUUUCCAUAAGGCAAAGGUUGCCCUUGAUCAAUUAGAGAAUAGAGAAAUCAUUGAACCGGAAAAGAAUGAGGAUGAUGAAGAAAAGGAAGAUGAGGAAGAGGAAGAAAUAACAGAAGAGGUACGUAACUAAAAGGUUAUAUUUUUGGUUGAACGCUCCUUUUAACCAUGUUUUGGUAUUGAUUUAUGUUGCAUCCCUGAAUAACACAUGGAAACAGCACAAAUGUUUUCUUUUUCUCUUGAUCUUAACUGCUCAGGCACACACAUUAAGUCAA
Messenger RNA from Arachis ipaensis, 709 nucleotides. The record is from RefSeq and is a predicted model, not a curated record. NCBI's taxonomy places the organism in Eukaryota, Viridiplantae, Streptophyta, Magnoliopsida, Fabales, Fabaceae.